AGGCGAGAUACCAGCAUGAGCGAGGGUGACAGAAGACCCAAAACUUUGAGACGGCAUUUCGGAGUAGACCUCUUACUCUGCAAGUUCCUGCCGGUGAUCAAGUCGUUCUACAUGUCCCGGUGCGACGACGACGAGCGGCUGACGGAGUCUGUGGACGUGCUCAUGCCGGGCGUGGGCGAGAUCGUCGGCGGCUCCAUGAGGAUAUGGGGCCACGAGGAGCUCAUGGAAGGCUACAAGCGCGAAGGCAUCGACCCGUCGCCGUACUACUGGUACACGGACCAGCGCAAGUUCGGCAGCGUUCCGCACGGCGGCUACGGACUUGGCCUGGAGCGAUUCCUGUGCUGGCUUCUGGAUCGCUACCACAUCCGCGACGUGUGCCUCUACCCGCGCUUCCUCGAGCGCUGCACGCCAUAAACUGAUUCUUAAUUCAAAUAUAACGCUUCUGACUGUC
Messenger RNA from Ostrinia furnacalis (Asian corn borer), 451 nucleotides. RefSeq names its product asparagine--tRNA ligase, cytoplasmic-like. Gene Ontology annotation, molecular function: ATP binding; asparagine-tRNA ligase activity. Gene Ontology annotation, cellular component: cytoplasm. The coding region runs from base 16 to 414 and encodes 132 amino acids. The record is from RefSeq and is a predicted model, not a curated record. Gene Ontology annotation, biological process: asparaginyl-tRNA aminoacylation. The transcript is spliced from 2 exons. Lineage: Eukaryota; Metazoa; Arthropoda; Insecta; Lepidoptera; Crambidae.